Messenger RNA from Bufo bufo (common toad), 2767 nucleotides. RefSeq names its product protocadherin gamma-B1-like. Gene Ontology annotation, cellular component: plasma membrane. The transcript has a single exon. Gene Ontology annotation, molecular function: calcium ion binding. Bases 238 to 2706 code for a protein of 822 amino acids. NCBI's taxonomy places the organism in Eukaryota, Metazoa, Chordata, Amphibia, Anura, Bufonidae. The record is from RefSeq and is a predicted model, not a curated record. Gene Ontology annotation, biological process: homophilic cell-cell adhesion.
UUCCCUAUAUAAGCCUCAGAGCGCCGCUGUUUACCAAUAAGGAACUAUUCUGCAAAUCCAGAAUCACCUCCAUGAUACAGUGUUCAACCACAAGAAGAAAUAUACAGCAUUUUACUCUAGCAUGUGCCAUGUAUAGGACUCAUAAAGAAAAGGGAUCACCUUCUGCUACUAAUUCUAUUGGAUUAUAAAUGUAACAAGGAGUUUUAGCAAUAUUCAGUAUUUCUGGUAAGAAGAAGAAUGCCUGGAUUACAACUGCAGGAAGGACAAUCAAUGCAAGGACUCAGAGGGCAAGUAAUAUUUCUUUUCAUAAUUUUCUGGCUGUGCCAUUCAGUCUCUGGUCAGAUUCAUUAUUCUAUUAAUGAAGAAUUAAGAAAAGGUUCAAUUGUUGGAAAUUUAUCAAAUGAUCUUGAGCUAAAUAUUAAUGAUCUCUCCAGAAGAAGAUUACGUAUUGUGUCUGAUAUGUCUGAGAAAUAUUUCAAUAUAAAUCUUGAUAAUGGAAACCUAGUAAUUGCUGAUAGGAUAGAUAGGGAGACAUUAUGUGGAGCUUCAGCUGAUUGUGUCCUUACAUUCGAUGCUGUGGUAGAAAAUCCACUAAAUGUCUUCAGUAUAAAGAUUGAUAUUCAGGAUAUAAAUGACAAUCCUCCUACAUUUGUCCAUGAAAAUAUUAAAAUAGAAAUUAGUGAAUUAACCUCUCCAGGAAGAAGAUUUAUUUUACAAAAUGCAGAAGAUCUGGAUGUAGGUAUUAAUUCUCUGAUAAGUUACAGGUUCAGUACAAACCAAUAUUUUUCUCUUGGAGAGAAGGUCAGCUCUGAUGGCAGUGUAUUUCCAGAGCUCAUACUAGAGAAACCUCUAGACCGAGAGGCACAAGACAAGCAUGAACUCAUUCUAACAGCUUCUGAUGGUGGAAAUCCUGUACAGACAGGCUCUGCCUUAAUUAAUAUCAUUAUCAAUGAUAUCAAUGAUAAUUAUCCAGUAUUUACACAGGAUGUAUAUAAAGUAAGUGUUAGGGAAAAUAUACCGGUGAAUUCAACAAUUCUGCAGGUCAGUGCAAGUGACGAAGAUGAAGGUAUCAAUGCACAGAUCACUUACUCUAUUAGAACCAAAGCAAAAAAUAUUCUUCAGGCUUUUACUAUCAAUCCCAGAAAUGGAUUGAUUACAACAAAAGGCUAUAUAGAUUAUGAAGUGUCAAGAUUUUAUGAAUUUUCAGUACAAGCAGAAGAUGGUGGAAGUCUUGCUGCCAAAGCCAAGAUUGUAAUAGAAAUAACAGAUGAAAAUGACAAUGCCCCAGAUAUAUCCAUAACUUCAUCAUCAGAUAUUAUUCCUGAAGAUUCAGCACCUGGAAUGGUGGUAGCACUUAUUAAAGUUCAUGACCGUGACUCAGGAGAAAAUGGAGAGCUUCAAUGCAAAAUAAAAGGUGAUUUACCAUUUGAGCUAAUAUCAUCAGAAAGUAAUUUUUAUAAAAUUGUUACAAAAAGUAGUCUAGAUAGAGAAAAAGUAUCAUCCUACAACAUUACCAUAAAAGCCUCAGACAAAGGGUCUCCUGAAAUGACAUCAAGGAAAGUUUUUCAAGUGAACAUAACAGAUAUUAAUGACAAUGCCCCAGUGUUUGAGAAAUUGCUUUACACUGCAUUUGUCACUGAAAAUAAUUCACCAGGAGCUUCAAUAUUUAGUAUUCAAGCAAAAGACAUUGACAGUGAUGACAAUGCUAAGAUAACAUAUUCUAUAAAGACUAGAGGUAAAGAAGAAGAUUCCCUGUCUUCUUAUAUCUCUUUAAAUCCAGUAACAGGGGUCAUAUAUGCGCAAAGGUCAUUUGAUUAUGAGAAACAUAGAGAAUUUAAUAUUGAAAUCAUUGCCAGAGACAAUGGAUCUCCAUCUCUGAACAGCAGUGCAACACUAAAAAUAUAUAUAGUCGACCAGAAUGAUAAUUCACCCAUUAUUCUCUACCCAUCACCAGAGGUUGAUAGUUCAACAUUUGAGAUGGUUCCUUGGACCUCUGAAAAAGGAUCUUUAGUAUCUAAAGUGGUGGCAAUGGAUGCUGACUCUGGACACAAUGCCUGGUUGACUUACUUUUUACAGUCUUCAGAACCAUCACUCUUCACCAUUGACCAGCACACGGGAGAGAUCAGGACAUCACAUGUAUUUCAAGAAAGAGACAUCAAGAAACAUGGAAUUGUGGUUCUAGUAAAAGACAAUGGGAUUCCAUCCCACUCAGCUUCAGUCACUAUAAACAUGGUGAUUGCUGAUGGUUUUCAUCAGAUCCUUCCCGAGCUAAGCAGUCAGUCUAACAAAGAAGAAUCUCAGUCCAACCUACAAUUCUACUUGGUAAUAGCCUUGGCAUUAAUUUCAUUUCUCUUCAUGUUGACUGUGGUUAUUUCAGUUGUCUCCAAAUAUAAAGAGUCAAAGUCUUCUACCACAUUUGGAUCUAUGAGUACAAAUCUAUAUCCACCAGUUGAUCCCAGAAUCAUUUCACAGUUCAACAAUGGAACAUUACCUCUGCCAUAUUCCUAUGAUGUUUGUGUAACUCUGGAUCCACAUGACCAGGAAUUUGCAUUUCUUAAACCUCAGCACAAUGUUCCAGUUGACAGUCUAAUAGAUGCUGAUGAUUCUGGCAUAGGAAGUGAAAUGUUAAAGAACUGUCCACCUAUAGAAAAUGUCAUUUCACAGGUAUGUUUUUAUGACAUUUGUAAAUCAGUAUUUAUCUGUUGAUACUUAAAGGGAACCUGUUACGUUGAAAUGGUGUCUGAGCUGAAGGAAGCAUGCUAUAGAG